UGAAGUCCUCUCCAUUCCCCAACCUCUCUCAACCGCUCUAUCGUAUAUUGUUAAUCACAGUUUUCAUUUUCAAAUGGGAGGAGGGGAGAAGAGAGUGGAAAGAGGAUAAACAUCAUCGCAAAGUUUGUCAUCAUUAAAAGGGAAAAUUCCCAGGAAGUGAAAAAUUGGCAUAUAUAUGAUUUCAAAAAACUAAGAAAUCCUUGCAGCCACUCCGCCAUUUUGAUUCUCUGAUUCCCUUUUCUGGGAUCAGAGAAUCAUUAUUGCCUCCUUUCACGUCUUCUUCCAUCUUUAUUUUGACGCCGCAUGCUCAUUUGGAAGACUAAAAUCGACUCAACUGAAGAUAAACAUUUUGAUAUAAUGAGUUUAUUGUAGAGUUGGAUUGAAAGAAAGCAGAUAGGCUUGAGGAGGUGGAUAUUUGAUAUUCAAGACUUAUAAAAAUAAGGCUUUUGGGAAGUUCAAAAUGGGUGUGGCUCAUAACGAUGAUGACGGAAACAUGGAGGGGUGGCUUUACCUCAUUCGUUUGAAUAGGCUUGGCCUCCAAUAUUGCCGCAAACGAUAUUUCAUUCUUGAAGAUAACUGUCUCAAAAGCUUUAAGUCAAUUCCCAUUACUGGACGAGAGGAGCCACUAAGAAGUGCAAUCAUAGACUCCUGCAUUCAUGUCAAAGACAAUGGAAGAGAGAGCUGCAAUAGAAAAGUGUUCUUCAUUUUCACCUUGUACAACACCUCUAACCAUAAUGAUCAACUCAAGAUUGGAGCUACUAGUCCGGAAGAGGCUGCUAGAUGGAUCUGUUGUUUAAGAGAUGCUGCUUUGAAUCCCGAAAAAAACUUAAGGGCACCUGCAGUAAGAAAAUGGCAACCUUUCAGAUUGAGUGUCUCAAAGAGGAAUGCACGAAAGAAGUCCAUAGAUUGGACUGAUGCAUCUUCUUCACAUGUGGAUGCAAUGACAUCUGAUGUUAUAGGUCCUUCACCAUGGAAAAUAUUUGGAUGUCAAAAUGGUUUACGACUAUUCAAAGAAGCAAAAGACAAAGAUUCAAAUGGGAAGCAUUGGGAUAGUCAUCCAGCUAUAAUGGCAGUGGGAGUAAUUGAUGGAACUUCUGAAGCCAUUUUCAAAACUCUCAUGACUCUUGGUCCCUCAAGAUCAGAAUGGGACUUCUGCUUCUACAGGGGGAGUGUGGUUGAACACCUAGAUGGACACACAGAUAUUGUUCACAUGCAACUAUACAAUCAUUGGAUGCCAUGGGGGCUUAAACGAAGAGAUCUAUUGUUGCGGCGUUAUUGGAGAAGAGAGGAGGAUGGCACAUAUGUAAUUCUUUAUCAUUCUGUUGUCCACAACAAAUGUCCGCCACAAGAAGGAUAUGUUCGCGCCACUGUUAAAAGUGGUGGCCAUGUUAUAGUUCCUUCAAAUCAAGGCAAAUCAAGUAUUGUAAAACACAUGCUCUCUGUUGAUUGGAAGUUUUGGAAGUCAUAUCUUAGAAAAGAAACUUCUAGAUCCAUAACUAUAUGCAUGCUUGGGAGAAUUGCAGCAUUGAGAGAGAUGUUUAAAGCUCAACCAGGAAGUUACUCCUAUGACAUUUCAUCUGGAGAGCUAACAAUAUAUAUUCAAUUACCUCUUACUGAUAAGGAGAAGAGAACAAAAGAAGUUUCUCCAGAAAGGAUUGAAAAAGAAAUUGAGAAACAACCAUCAGGCCGCUCGAGCCUAGUCGGGUUGAAUGAUGUGGGAGAUGAGUUUUUCGAUGUUCCCGAACCAUCCGACGACGAACAGUCAGAUCACGGAUGGUCUUCUAGUUCUAGUCCAGAUUAUCACUCGGAUACAUGUCCACAGAAAUCAUCAUCUGCUGCAAAUUUUGUCAAAAAAUUGCAGGAUCUAGCAGUUCAGAAGAAAGGUUAUGUUGAAUUGCAAGAAAUAGCCUGGGAAGAGGGCGAGUCGGGCUGUUAUGGAUCCACUCUUCCUAAAGAUGCAAGUUACAGUAUGGCCUGCAGCUGGGCUGCUGCUGAUACCUCCUCAUUUUUGAUCCGAGGAGAGAACUAUCUGGAAGACCAUCAAAAGGUCACAGCGAAGGGCACAUUGGCGCAUAUGAUUGGUGCAGAUUGGCUACAAUCUGAUAUUCGCGAAGAUGAUCUUGCAGGUCGCCCCGGAAGCAUCAUACAAAAAUAUGCCGCCCUGGAUCGACCAGAAUUCUUCUUUGUGAUCAACAUUCAGAUUCCAGGAACAACAACAUAUAACCUUGCCCUAUAUUAUAUGCUGAAAACACCUCUAAAAGAGAAUCCUUUACUCGAGCGCUUUGUCAAUGGAGAUGAUGCUUUUAGGAAUUCAAGAUUCAAGCUCAUUCCAUACAUCUCUAAGGGAUCAUGGAUAGUGAAACAGAGUGUGGGUAAGAAGUCGUGUUUGAUUGGUCAAGCGCUUGAUGUGCAUCAUUGCCGUGGCAAGAACUACUUGGAGCUUGAUGUUGAUGUUGGAUCUUCCACAGUUGCAAGAGGUGUUGUCAAUCUUGUUUUAGGUUAUUUGAACAACCUUGUAAUAGAAAUGGCCUUCUUAGUACAGGCGGACACUCCAGAAGAUCUUCCGGAACAACUUCUGGGAACGUGUCGACUUAACCAUUUAGAUGCAUCCAAAGCAGUUCAUACUCACACCAUUAGCUAAUAUAAGACGACGAUGAUUGAUAGAUGUUAGUCUUGCGGGAAGGACUAACAUAUAUGAGAGUGCAAAUGUGUUAGUUUGGUGAAUAUUUUCUCUAAUUAAUUGAUCAAUGUGUGAAGUCAUAAUGUGUUGUCCUAAUUAAUUAUUGCAUUCUUCAUUGUAUAACAUCCAUUAAUAAAAAACCUUUCCCUUCAAGGAUUUGUAAACACAAAGUUAUGAAGAAUGUGGAUAUAUUAGUGACUUAGUUGUCUCA
This is a messenger RNA of Cuscuta epithymum, 2891 nucleotides long. The record is from the annotation of a GenBank genome assembly. Lineage: Eukaryota; Viridiplantae; Streptophyta; Magnoliopsida; Solanales; Convolvulaceae.